Tachyglossus aculeatus (Australian echidna) is the source of this 1404-nucleotide messenger RNA. Its product is annotated as perilipin-2-like. The transcript is spliced from 7 exons. Lineage: Eukaryota; Metazoa; Chordata; Mammalia; Monotremata; Tachyglossidae. The record is from RefSeq and is a predicted model, not a curated record. The coding region runs from base 22 to 1293 and encodes 423 amino acids. Gene Ontology annotation, biological process: positive regulation of triglyceride storage; lipid storage. Gene Ontology annotation, cellular component: lipid droplet; cytosol.
UACAAGUAUCAAGAAAUAGAAAUGGCUUCUGUUGCUGUUGGUCCACAACAGAAUGUGGUAACCAGAGUAACCAAUCUUCCUCUGGUGAGUUCCACCUAUGACAUAGUGUCCUCUGUCUAUGUCAACACAAAGGAUAACUACCCCUAUCUGAAAUCAGUUUGUGAGAUAGCAGAAAAGGGACUGAAGACCAUCACUGCAGUAACUGUAACAACUGCUCUGCCAAUCUUUCGGAAACUGGGACCACAAAUUGCAAUUGCCAACAACUAUGCAUGCGUGGGAUUGGACAGAAUUGAAGAGAGACUACCUAUAUUAAAUCAGUCAUCAGAUGAGGUUGUUGCGAGUGCCAAGGGUGCAGUAGUGGGUGCAAAAGACACUGUAACUACUACCGUGACUGGGGCCAAGGAUUCUGUCACUCAGACCAUUACUGGAGUUGUGGACAAGACUAGAGGAGCGGUGAAUGAAAGCAUUAACACUGUUUUGGGAAGCCGAGUUGUACAGAUCAUGAGUAAUCAAGUGGAAAAUGCCCUUACCAAAUCAGAGUUUCUUGUAGAUCAGUACCUCCCACUCAUGGAAGAAGAAUUAGAAGAAACCAAAUUAGUUGAAGGAUCUGAUGUUCAAGGGCAGAAACUAAGUUACUACGUUAGACUCGGCUCUUUAUCUACCAAGCUGCGUGCCCGAUCUUACUACCAGGCCAUGAGCAGAGUUGAAAAUGCUAAAUUCAAAAGUCAAGAAACAAUUUCACAACUUCAUUCCACCCUCAGUUUGAUUGAAUUUGCCAGGGAGAACAUGAACAACGCCAACCAAAAAAUUCAAGAUAAGCUGUGUCGCUCCUGGAUGGAAUGGAAGAAAUGCAUCGGCCAAAGUGGCAGCAAUGAAAUACCUUGUGCUGAGCACAUUGAAUCUCGCACUCUAGCUGUGGCCCGCAAUCUGACGCAACAACUGCAAGUCACCUGCCGCACGCUUAUAGCCUCUAUUCAAGGUUUGCCACAGAAUGUGCAAGAUCAGGCCAGUUACAUAGGGGCUAUGGCAGGUGAGGUGGGUACAGUUUUUCACUCUGCCACCUCCUUUAAGGAAGUGUCUGCUGGACUCCUCACUUCAAGCAAAGGGCAGCUACAUAAAAUGAAGGAAUCCAUAGAUGAGGUGAUGGAUUAUCUGGUUAACAACACACCCCUCAAUUGGCUAGUGGGUCCUUUUUACCCUCAACUGCCAGAAUCUCAUGGAAAGUUGGGGAACCCAAGUGAAGAGCAGAACUCCAACCAGGAGGACCAACAACUUAACCCCAACACAAAUUAAAGUUGUGCUUAGCCCAGUUGUCUCUGUCAUCAGCUGAAUAAAAUCCAGACUUUCCUACUGUUACUGCAGCAAAUGAACAAGCUAAAAUAAAGCGGAGGUUCCUGCAAAGUC